Molecule: messenger RNA, 2969 nt
Organism: Nannospalax galili (Upper Galilee mountains blind mole rat)
Lineage: Eukaryota; Metazoa; Chordata; Mammalia; Rodentia; Spalacidae
Gene: Septin4
Product: septin 4
Exons: 14
Coding region: 1-2718 (905 amino acids)
Biological process (GO): regulation of exocytosis; cytoskeleton-dependent cytokinesis
Cellular component (GO): synaptic vesicle; cell division site; sperm annulus
Molecular function (GO): GTP binding; molecular adaptor activity; GTPase activity
Source: RefSeq, a predicted model, not a curated record
AUGGCAUCUACGCAGAAGGCCACAGUCUUUCAGAUGUUGAAGACAAGUAAAAGUGGGUCCAAGGUAGCAGUUUCAGCACAUAGAGGGGCUGAUGUUACUACCUCCAUUCCUCAGAGGGGACAUGGGUACAUUCUGUCUUCAAGCCAGCGAGGUGCUGCUGCCUCCCUAAGCCCUUCUUCCCAGCAAAGAUCAGAAACUGCAUUUCCCACCACUUCCCACCACUCAACAUCAGACUAUCAUCAAUCUGUCUCCCCACAAUCAGGGCCUGGCCUCUCUAUAGUCUGCCCUUCAUGGGGAACUGAAACCCGACAAAGAACGGAGGCACCCCGCCAUCACUCUCCUCAUCGAAAGAACCAGUUAGUCCAGAUAUCGACUCCCCAUUCUUCAGGCACACAUCGGAAUGCUAGUCCAGUCAGAGAGGAAGCAACACGAAGGAGUGAAACCAAGCCAGGGCGUGAAGUUGGCUCUCGUUCUGCUUUAGCCUCAGAUCGCAAAUACCCCCGUCACUUAAGUUUUACAGGUGAAAACUUAGAGGAAGAGGACCCCCCAUCCAAGGUCCAGAACCCCCAGGGGGUCAGAGUUCCCCAUAAGAUUUCACUUCACCUUAAAGAUGAAGCCAUACAAACAGAGCCCAUCCAAAGGACUGCAGUUGACGUCAAAUCUUCAAAAAGUAUCUCUAUCCCAGAGCAUGGUAGUCGUGCCACAGCAGACCAUCCUAGAAAGAUCCCUAGCCACGAGCCAGAAUCUGGUCAUCACAGCUCAAUUCUUUCAGAACCCAAGGCUUUGAAUAGAAAUUUGAAAUUGUCAUCAGGCCUCAAACUUUCUGUCCUUAGAGAUUUAGAUGGUAGGCCCCGAGUUCCUUCACGUUCUGUCUACACUGAAACAAAACCAUCCUCAAAGGUUUUAAUAUCAGAAGUGGAGUCCAAUGUGAGGUCCGCAAGCCAAGACCCUUGUGAGGUUGGACGUAAGGUGACCAUCUCCCCAGCAAGACAGUCAACUCAUCGUGUGACAACUCGAGUGGUAUCUGAAGAUCCCUAUAAAUCUCUUGUGUAUCCAAAGCCCUCUCCAAAGCCCUCCAUCCAUGCAGAACUGGAACUGAGCCCUCGGCCUUUGCCCCCUCGUUCUUUACCUAGGUAUGGGCCUGACUGCUCGUGGUGGACCUUACUGAAUCCUAAAGUUGAAACGCCCCCAAGCCAUCCAAGGAUAUCUGAUUUUGAACCCAAGUCCUCCCCUCCCCUAGACCCUUUAGAGUCUUUUUUUGAAAUAGACUCAAGCACUUUCUGUGAGGACCUGAUGUUCCAGAGAGAGAAAGCAAGCCUACCACCAUCACCAAAGGAGUCUUCAUGCCAAGUACCAUUCACAGAAGUGCCAAAGGCCCCCAAACACACCAGCAAACAACCCAUUCACGGGUUUAAUGCUUUCUUUCUGGAUGUUUCUGAGGAAAUGUACAAUCGGAUCAUCUGGUGGCUAAAAGAUGAGGAGAUCAAGCGUUUCCUGGAGGACACCAGUGAUGAUGCAGAACUGAGCAAGUUCGUGAAGGAUUUCCCAGGAAGCGAGCACUGCCACCAGCCAGAGGCCAAGACCAGGGUGUCCAGGCCCCAAAUCUUGGAGCCAAGGCCCCAGGCCCCGGACCUCUGUGAUGAUGAUCUGGAGUUUAGACCCACCUUGUGGUCCCAAUCCUCUGACAGCCAGCAGUACUUCUAUGCCCCAGCCCCUCUCAGCCCUUCUGCUCGGCCCCGCAGCCCAUGGGGCAAGCUUGAUCCUUAUGAUUCCUCUGAGGAUGAUAAGGAGUAUGUGGGCUUUGCAACCCUUCCCAACCAAGUCCACCGGAAGUCUGUGAAGAAAGGCUUUGACUUUACACUCAUGGUGGCAGGAGAAUCUGGCCUGGGUAAAUCCACUUUGGUCAAUAGCCUAUUCCUCACUGAUCUGUACCGGGAUCGGAAACUCCUCGGUGCUGAAGAGCGGAUCAUGCAAACCGUGGAGAUUACUAAACAUGCAGUGGAUAUAGAAGAGAAGGGUGUGAGGCUGCGGCUCACCAUUGUGGACACACCAGGUUUUGGGGAUGCAGUCAACAACACAGAGUGCUGGAAGCCUGUGGCUGAAUACAUCGACCAACAAUUUGAGCAGUAUUUCCGAGAUGAGAGUGGCCUGAACCGAAAGAACAUCCAAGACAACAGGGUGCACUGCUGCCUGUACUUCAUCUCACCCUUCGGCCACGGGCUCCGGCCACUGGAUGUUGAAUUCAUGAAGGCCCUGCAUCAGCGGGUCAACAUCGUGCCUAUCUUGGCUAAGGCAGACACACUGACACCUCCUGAAGUGGACCGAAAGAAAUGCAAAAUCCGGGAGGAGAUUGAGCACUUUGGAAUCAAGAUCUAUCAGUUUCCAGAUUGUGAUUCUGAUGAGGAUGAGGACUUCAAAUUACAGGACCAAGCCCUAAAGGAAAGCAUCCCAUUUGCAGUGAUUGGCAGCAACACUGUGGUAGAAGCCAGAGGGCGGAGAGUUCGGGGUCGGCUCUACCCUUGGGGUAUUGUGGAAGUGGAAAACCCAGGGCACUGCGACUUUGUGAAGUUGAGGACAAUGCUGGUGCGCACCCACAUGCAGGACCUGAAGGAUGUGACUCGAGAGACACAUUAUGAGAACUACAGGGCACAGUGUAUCCAGAGCAUGACCCGCCUAGUGGUGAAGGAACGGAAUCGCAAGGACAGAUCCAGAAACUGAGAAGCUAAUCCGAGAGAAAGAUGAGGAGCUGCGGCGGAUGCAGGAGAUGCUACACAAAAUCCAAAGACAGAUGAAGGACACUCAUUAACUGGCUUUUGGACCUGGAUAUUUAAAUCUCUUCUUCUGACCCAUGCCAGCCCCUCCCUGCACCAUCUCUGCUCAGGACCCUGCAGCUAUAACCACUUCGCCUUAUAUCCCUGCUGACUUCUCAAGAGACUCAGAGGAAAUAAAAUUUAAUAAAUCUAUGUGGC